Molecule: messenger RNA, 2864 nt
Organism: Pan troglodytes (chimpanzee)
Lineage: Eukaryota; Metazoa; Chordata; Mammalia; Primates; Hominidae
Gene: NR2F2
Product: nuclear receptor subfamily 2 group F member 2
Exons: 3
Coding region: 774-2018 (414 amino acids)
Biological process (GO): regulation of DNA-templated transcription
Molecular function (GO): zinc ion binding; sequence-specific DNA binding; DNA-binding transcription factor activity
Source: RefSeq, a predicted model, not a curated record
UUCAUGCUGAUUCCCCCGGACCCGGGCAGCGCUCCGGCCACUCCGCGGGCCGCCGGCCUCCGCCCCGGCCUGCCUGGCUCCCUGGGCGCGCCCGCACCCGGCGUCUCCGAUCUCCUAGUCCUCCUGAUUUCGAUGGCUUUCCUGAAUGGCUGACUGUGGGCUGCCCUGGACUUGGCCCCCGGACAGUCGCCUCUCCUCCUCCUCUACCUCCUCCUUCACCACCACCUCCUCUUCCUCCUCCUCCUCCUCUUCCUCCUCCUCCUCCGCCAACUCCUCGGCUGCACACCAGCUCUAAGAGCGAGAGAGUGAACGAGAGAGGGAGGGAGAGAGUGAGAGCGAGCGAGAUCUUUGGAGAGAUUUUUUUUUUUUUGCCUCCUACUUCUGUCUUGAAGCCAGACAAUCGACUUCAGCUCUCCCUCCCCUCCCUCUUUCUCCACGUUCUGCUCCCACUCGCUCUCCUGUCCCCUUCCCCUCCCCUCCCGGCGGAAAGCCCCCCGAAACCAACAAAGCUGAGCCGAGAGAAACAAACAAAACAAACACACCGGGCCAGACAAGCAAUCGACAAAACUUUGCAAAAGCAAAAACAAAAAAGGAAAAACUAACCAACCUCAACCAACCAGCCCCCGAGCCACCCGGGGCGCCCUCCCGCGCCCUCUUGCACCCUCGCACACACAAAAGGCGGCGCGCCGGAGCCCGAGACCCGGGGAGCCGCCGCCGCCCCGCCGCCGCCCGCAGCCAGGGGAGCAGGAAGUCCGGACGCAGCCCCCAUAGAUAUGGCAAUGGUAGUCAGCACGUGGCGCGACCCCCAGGACGAGGUGCCCGGCUCACAGGGCAGCCAGGCCUCGCAGGCGCCGCCCGUGCCCGGCCCGCCGCCCGGCGCCCCGCACACGCCACAGACGCCCGGCCAAGGGGGCCCAGCCAGCACGCCAGCCCAGACGGCGGCCGGUGGCCAGGGCGGCCCUGGCGGCCCGGGUAGCGACAAGCAGCAGCAGCAGCAACACAUCGAGUGCGUGGUGUGCGGAGACAAGUCGAGCGGCAAGCACUACGGCCAGUUCACGUGCGAGGGCUGCAAGAGCUUCUUCAAGCGCAGCGUGCGGAGGAACCUGAGCUACACGUGCCGCGCCAACCGGAACUGUCCCAUCGACCAGCACCAUCGCAACCAGUGCCAGUACUGCCGCCUCAAAAAGUGCCUCAAAGUGGGCAUGAGACGGGAAGCGGUGCAGAGGGGCAGGAUGCCGCCGACCCAGCCGACCCACGGGCAGUUCGCGCUGACCAACGGGGAUCCCCUCAACUGCCACUCGUACCUGUCCGGAUAUAUUUCCCUGCUGUUGCGCGCGGAGCCCUAUCCCACGUCGCGCUUCGGCAGCCAAUGCAUGCAGCCCAACAACAUCAUGGGUAUCGAGAACAUUUGCGAACUGGCCGCGAGGAUGCUCUUCAGCGCCGUCGAGUGGGCCCGGAACAUCCCCUUCUUCCCCGACCUGCAGAUCACGGACCAGGUGGCCCUGCUUCGCCUCACCUGGAGCGAGCUGUUUGUGUUGAAUGCGGCGCAGUGCUCCAUGCCCCUCCACGUCGCCCCGCUCCUGGCCGCCGCCGGCCUGCAUGCUUCGCCCAUGUCCGCCGACCGGGUGGUCGCCUUUAUGGACCACAUACGGAUCUUCCAAGAGCAAGUGGAGAAGCUCAAGGCGCUGCACGUUGACUCAGCCGAGUACAGCUGCCUCAAGGCCAUAGUCCUGUUCACCUCAGAUGCCUGUGGUCUCUCUGAUGUAGCCCAUGUGGAAAGCUUGCAGGAAAAGUCUCAGUGUGCUUUGGAAGAAUACGUUAGGAGCCAGUACCCCAACCAGCCGACGAGAUUCGGAAAGCUUUUGCUUCGCCUCCCUUCCCUCCGCACCGUCUCCUCCUCAGUCAUAGAGCAAUUGUUUUUCGUCCGUUUGGUAGGUAAAACCCCCAUCGAAACCCUCAUCCGGGAUAUGUUACUGUCCGGCAGCAGUUUUAACUGGCCGUAUAUGGCAAUUCAAUAAAUAAAUAAAAUAAGAAGGGGGAGUGAAACAGAGAAAGAAAAGGCAAAAGACUGGUUUGUUUGCUUAAUUUCCUUCUGUUAAGAAAGGAUAUAAAAGGAUGUUACAAGUUUGCUAAAAGAAGAGAGGGGAAGAAUUUAAUGGACUGUGAAUUUCAAAAAAAAAAAAAGACUGUCAAAUGAACUUUUACAGAAUGCAUUAAAAAAAAAAAACUCCUGUGUCGGUCAGAACAACUUGCUACUUAUCAUUUUUGUAUAAAAAGGAAAUUAGUCUUUUUCUUUUUUUGGUAAAUUUUUGAAAAAUAUUGCUAAAAGUGCAUUUAAGGAGAUUGGGAGACAAUUAGCAGAAUGGAGAAAGUAAGUCUUUUUUUUUUUUUCCAAAUUAUUAAUUGUCCUGUGUCUAUGUACCUCUAGCUGUUCUUUUUUGUACUUUUCUGGUUCCAAACCAGUUUAUUCUGUGGUUCUAUAAUAAGUUUUGAUAUAAUCUUGGCUUCUUAAAAACUGUGUAUCAUUAAAAUAUAUGUUCUGCAAGAAUUAAAACUGAGUCCAUGAAAAUAUCAUAGGAAGACAUAAAACUUUAAAAGGCAACUCAAAGAUGAUGGAAACGCACUUACAAGUGGUGACCAAAAUUUUUAGGUGAAGUCGAGCACUCUAAUUAGAGAACUGGAGGAACCACAUAUAACACUUAACUUCCCCUACCCUGCCCCUCCCCAAAAGACACCAUGACAAACCUAGCUUUUAAAAAAUAUUUUAAGAAAGAGAAUGAACUGUGGAAUUUAUUGGCAGCCAAGGAAUGUGUCCAAGACACAUGCUGAGGUUUUGAAUAAAAAGUGAACUUUUGUAAUUUGAA